AGCUGGAGUCCAGAGCCUGACGCCAGAGUCCUCACCAUGGCUGACGUGUUAGAGAGCAGUGGAGCAGGAGCUGUUGGGUCUGGACCCGUAGGAUCAACCAGCGUGGACUUGCAGAAACGCUGCGUCGCUCUCGAGAUGCAGCUGCUCAGGUUCCGCCUGCAGGCCGGGAAAAUUCGAGAACUACUGGCUGAAAAGAUGCAGGAACUUGAGCAGAGGGUGACGGAGGCUGAUCAGAGAGCUGAGAAAGCUGAGAAACAGAUCCACGUUAUGGAAGAAAAGCUGAAGUCUGCAAACGUACAAAUCAGUGAGUCGGAGAGCUCGCUGUACCGAAAGUAUCAAGAACUGACGGGUCAGGUUCAUGAAAAAGAUGCUGUCAUAAAAAGAUUAGAGACACAGCUGGAACAACAGAUCUUAGUCAGAGCCCAGGAAGCAAAAAUUAUUGAGGAGAAAGCUGCCAAGAUUAAAGACUGGGUCACGUUUAAACUCAGAGAGAUGGAGGUGGAGAACCAACAGCUGAAAUCGGCUAAUAUGAAACAGACAGAACAGCUCACACUGCUGCAAGACAAACUACACUCUGUUCUAGAGAAGCCUGCCUCCUCUGGGUCUCCUGCUGCCUCUCCUGUGACAGACACCCACCUGGUSCCCAACAGCCCGCUGUUUCCUCCCAGCUGCCCGGGCACGCCGCCUGUCCAAGAUGAGAGCUGGAGACAAACAAGUCCGCAUAGGGCCGCCUCUGUUAUCAAGACUCUGCCAACAGAUGUGAAAAGAUCACCUGAACAGGUUUGUAAAGGAGUUUGCCUCGGAGAGUUCACGUCUCCUGACAGUCUGGGUUGGAGCAGAGAGGGACCAGAGCUCCCAGGGGUCUCACAGAGCCAGGCCGAAGUCUCUGACAGAGACAACUCCUCUGAUGAGCUCAGUAGCAAGUUCCGCUCUCAGUGCCUUCACUCAUCCUCAUCAUCUUCAUCUUCAUCGUCUGCGUAUGAGAUGGCCCAGGGGCCGAGCUCUCCCCUGCCGACCAUCAGAGCACAGCCCAAAAGCCCUCUCCUGUCCCGCUCUCCCUCCACCAACAACCCCUUCCCCAAUCCUCCCCAGCCUUCGGUCCCUCAGUCCGGCACUAGCCUGACCUUACCUAAAGUACGGACUCCGCUCACCCCCAGAGACAGCAUCCAGCUGGUGAAGAAGCACUACAGCCAGCCACAACCCAGCCUGGACCGACUGCACCACCUCAACGUCAGCAUAGACAUCACCUCGCCUUCCUCCACUUCCUCCACUCUGAAGAGCACGAGCACUGCCACUUCUCCUUUCUCCCAGCUCAUCGAAGAAACGGACAUUGACGAUGGGCUCCUGGACUGCAUGGAUGGAGUACUGGAGGGGCCGCAGCCAGAGGAGCUGUCUCAGGAUGGCGUUUCCUUUGUGGGGCUCGCAGAAGAGCUUGAGCAGCUGGAUCCAGAGGUUCUCAAGCCACCUACUCCUCCUUUGCAUCGCUUCCCUUCAUGGGAGAGUCGGAUCUACGCUGUGGCUAAGUCAGGAAUGAGAGUGUCUGAGUCCGGCGCUGUAGCCAGGGGCCCCGGACGAGGAUCCAACCUGCCCCAGUAUCCUGCAGCAGGUCCAUUUUCACAGUUGAUCUAUAAGAAUAUUAACGUUCCAGUCUACACCACACUGAAAGGGAAAGCCACUCAGAUCAGCAGCGUGCCUCUGCCGGACGAUGACUCCGGGUCGGAGGACGACAGCAGCUCUCUUGCGAGUUUACGAACCUCCAUCCUGAGCCCGGAUAAAAAGAGCAGCGUUCCAGGGAGCCCACGUGCUGUAAAGAGAGGCGUGUCCAUGUCCUCCAUCAGCUCAGAAAGUGAUUACGCUAUUCCUCCCGAUGCCUACUCCCUGGACAGUGAAUAUUCUGAACCAGAGCAUAAAGUCCAGCGUACCUCCACCUACUCCUGCGAGAGCGCUGGGCCUGAGAUGCUGGAGAAGUCUGGUUACUUGCUGAAGAUGGGCAGUCAGGUGAAAGCCUGGAAGCGUCGCUGGUUCAUCCUGAGAAACGGCGAGAUCCUCUACUACAAAUCUCCUAGUGAUGUGAUCAGAAAACCUCAGGGUCAGAUUGAGCUGAAUUCGUCCUGCUGUAUUGUACGUGGAGAGGGAGCGCAGACUUUUCAACUGAUUACAGAGAAGACGACCUUCUACCUGACUGCUGACUCACCUAAUAUCCUGGAGGAGUGGAUCAGAGUUCUGCAGAACAUACUCAAAGUCCAGGCCAGCAGCCCUGUUACUGUGGAGACCAGGCAAAAACCCACCGUGAGAGGGUGGCUUACAAAGGUCAAACAUGGACACUCAAAGCUGGUGUGGUGCUCUUUGGUUGGAAAAGUCUUCUGCUACUAUCGCAACCAGGAGGACAAGCUGCCUCUGGGUCAGCUGCAGAUGCGAGAAGCUUUGGUGCAGGAGGUCGAUCGCUCCUGCGAUUCAGACGAGGACUAUGAGGCAGGCAGUCGAGGUUUCCUCUCCUCCCACUGCACUUUAGUGGUCCAACCAAAAGAUCAGAGUCCUACAUAUCUGCUCAUUGGCACCAAGCAAGAGAAGGAUACAUGGUUGUAUCAUUUGACCGUGGCAGCUGGUUGCAGUGCAAACCUCAAAGUUGGCACAGAGUACGAGCAGCUCAUUGGUAAACUCCUUGAUGCAGAACGAACCCCAGAGAGUGAGCUGUGGAAGAGCAAGGCCUUGAGCUUCUGUAAGGAGGGUCUGUGCUUGCCUCUCACCACUCUCCCAUCUGAAGCGCUGCAGACUGAAGCUCUCAAGCUUUUCAAGUCCUGUCAGCUCUUCAUCAAUGUGCUGGUCGAGUCCCCUUCUGUCGAUUACCACACUUCACUGGCUCAGAAUGCUUUGCAGGUGUGUUUGACCCAUCCGGAGUUGCAGAAUGAAAUGUACUGCCAGCUGAUCAAACAGACCAACCAGCGGACACCACACAACUACUCCCUCACACAGUGUUGGCAGCUUCUGUCUUUGUGUGUUGCCCUGUUUCUUCCUCAACAACAUUUCCUGUGGUACCUGAGACAGUACCUUCAGCUCAAUGCAGACCCCAGGACUGAGGUGGGGAAGUAUGCUGUUUACUGUCAGAGAUCUGUUGAGCGAACGCUGCAGAAUGGAGAGCGGGAGGCCAAACCUUCACGGAUGGAGAUAGUUUCCAUCCUGCUGAGAAACCCCUACCACCACUCACUGCCUUUCAGUAUCCCAGUUCACUUCAUGAACAACACCUACCAGGUGGUGGGUUUUGACGGCUCCACCACAGUGGAGGAGUUUCUCCACACGCUGAAUCAGCGGAUCGGCAUGAGGAAGCCUCAGCUGACCGGGUUCAGCCUCUUCACCGAUGAUCCAUCCGGCAAAGACCUGGAGCACUGCCUUCAGCCGGCAGCCAAGAUCUGUGAUGUCAUCUCCAAGUGGGAGCAGACUUUGAAGGAGCUGCAUCCCGGGAAAAAUGAAGGGACAAGGAUUGUUCGACUAACGUACAAAAACAGGUUGAACAUGGUGAUUUUGAGCGAUCAGGUGUGUCCUCUCCUGUCGGCUCACCUCAGGCUAAAUCUCAGCUGAUUCUUCUUCAGGCCUUAGAGCGCUUUUAUCCCAAACGCUACAAACAGGACUGCAGCUCAGAGCAGCUCAGAGAUGUGACUGAUUGUCUGGCCACCAAGUGGUCAAUGCUUCGUGGGUGCAGCGCAUCCGAGUGUGUAAGAAUAUACCUAACCGUGGCUCGGAAAUGGCCUCUAUUUGGAGCUAAACUCUUCAGUGCCAAGCCUGUCCCUCCUUCUACCAUUGAGCAAAGCCAAGUGUGGCUGGCGGUCAGUGAAGACGGAUUGUGUGUUCUGGACUGCACAAUGCACACCCUGGUCACCUAUCCCUACCAUUCUGUGAUUACCUUCGGAGGUUACCGUGAUGAUUUCAUGGUGGUCACGAACCAACAGGGGGAGUCUGGAGUUGGGAAAAGAAGUGUGGAGAAGCUGGUCUUUGCCAUGGCUAAACCAAAGAUACUGGAGCUGACACUUCUCAUGGCCAGCUACAUUAACCACUGUAACCCCAGUGUCCCGUCUGUCCCCCACCAACCCCUCGGCCCCUGGGAUAUGGACAGCAGGCACUUCCCUACCAUCAACUACACCAGCAAGGGCCCAACCUUACUGUGAGGYACAGAGGUUUCCUGGCUGCGGUCACUGACAGUCUGCAUUCGGCUGGAUUACACUGGGUUUGGAUGCCAGUGUCUUUUCUCCUCUGCAAUCUGAACUCACUGAUCCUCAAAUGAGAAAAAGUCAGAAUCAGCCAUCUUAGACUAUUUAUUUCAACAAGAAAUUGUUUCAACUUUGCAUUUCUUGUGAGUUUUAUAUCAUUAUUUUUUAAUUAGAGGUUAGAAUAAUAAAAAAAAACAGUGAUACUAGUUGCCAUUAAUAUCCUAGAUAUGAUUCUUUUAGACUGCUGCGAUGUCCCACCCCUCCAACUUUGUCACUGUGGUUGUUCAUCACAAAGCAUAAAUAAAUGAAAGGCCCAACACUUGAAGUAAUUAAUACAAGUUUAAAAUAAAGAUUUUAGUUAGUUUUAGCCAUGUUGGUCAAAUCCUGAAAAUAUCAAUGAUCUUUUGCAUUGUGGAGAGAUGUCAAGCUCAUCAUAUGUAGAUGACUCUCGGCUCUACAUCAGAUUUUUGGUAGUAAAAGAAAUGUUUUGCUAACAGACACAGUUGAUUAUUAAUUGUUACUGUUAAAAUAGUCACUGUUGCAAUCUAGUAUUAGCAUUCAGAAUAUGUGUUCUCAGCCAGUACCACACCAAACAGUUGAAAAUUUUAGUGUUUGACCUUGUUUGCAGUGGUGGACACAGCUAACCAAAAAGUUUGGUUCACUAAACAUUAAUCCAGUAAAUAAGAAUCUUAGCUCCGCUAACGCUAAUUCACUAAUCAGGUAAAAAAAAUAAAAUAAAUAAAUAAAUAAUGGACGCUAACGCUAACCGCUAACAUGACAGUCACUCAGUCCAUGUCACACGUCUUCAUCUCCUUCCAGUUGAAGACCGGUGGGACUGAAGCAAACCUGUUAUUAGUUUUCUUAUGGUUUAUUUGAAGGUGGGUGGGAUCAUCUGUGACAAAUUGGCCAAUACUUCCAGUUGAGCCCUUUCAGAGUAAAAGCAUUUCUUUGAUUAAGUUUGGAUCUUUAUAAAUACUGUUUGAAGUUAGUCAAACAAAUAGCAAAUACUUGCUCAAUCAUAUAUAAUAUGUAGUCAUUUUUUUGUAUUUGUUAUUUAAAUAUUGUUAAAUGUUGUUUCUUUAUGAUGCUCUUAAUUCAAAGUUUAGCUGCUAAAGAUGCUACAAGCCGCACACAAGUGUUUUACACAUCCAGUACUUCUAAUGACAUAAAAAUAGAAAUUUUACACUUGUGAUUUUUUUUUUUUUUUUAGCUGACUUAAAAUUAGCAGAACCUAAUUUCGCAGAAAUCGGUUCACUAACGACUGGAUGCCUGUGAUCUACAGGCCCACGGGGGCCACUGCAAUAAAAACAGGUCUGAUUUUGUAAUGAACAUCUCUGCAUGGACUCAGGAACACUUUCACAAAUCAUUGUUUGUAAACACAGUUCACCGCACCACCUACAGUUGCAGAGUUGUGCGGUGGUUUGCGGUAGUUUCUAUCACACACAAAAAAAAAAAAAGCCACGUGUGAAACUAUCCKGAAAAAACCACCAUCUUCCUUGGGCCAAAGCUCAUCUYAAAUGACCUGAGGCAAAGUGGAGGCCGUUCUGUGGUCAAAUGAAGUGAGAUUUAAUUUAUUAAAUGUAAUUUCUGAAACAACAGUUCAAAGUGCACAGCUCAAAAGCCUGCCUCUCUGAUGGUAAGGGGAUGCAUUAGUGUUUAUGGCAAGGACAUCUUUUGCAUCUGGAAAGACACCGUCAAUGCUAAAAAGUACGUAAAUACACAGGUUUUUGAACACCAUAUUCUCCUAUAAAUAACAUCUGGGAAGACCUUGCAUAUUUCCAGCAAGAACCCAACAGCUAGACUCCUAUAUCUGACAAGAAUGGGACAYCUAUGUUUACUAUGUUCAAUUGUGAAUACAAAAUGAGUUUAUGACAUGUUCAAAUCAUUGCAUUCUGUUUUUCAUUAGGAUUUUACACAACAUCCCAACUUUUUWAAAGGUAUUUUCUGUAAGUGGGAUACUAUGUUUUAUAAAUAUUUUCUGAAAAAAAAAUCAGGACACACAGUAUAUUCAUGCUAAAACCACUAAAUGAUUUACGAGAAUUUUCAGUGACUUGAACUGUUAUGGAUAAACCACUGUCUCAUCCUGUUUAUAACAGUAAUUUAUUUUCCUUUUUAACAAUUCAAGGCUUGAAUCGCUUUUUUUUUUUGCAUUUGUUUUUUUUUUAUUUUUUGUUAUUUUAUUGAGAAACCUGCUUUUACAUAGUCUUGGUGAGUAAUUUAAGUUCAGUUUGUGAUUGUGUUUUGAUGUUACUGUGUGUAUGUGAGGUAUUAAACUAAAUGGUACGAUCCUUUUAGACUUCUCAUAUCAGUUUGUGUUUGUGAUUUUCUUUUUGUAACUAACYUUUACAUUUUUAUUCAAAGGCAGAGCAUUCAAAUGCAUAUAUUCCACAGCCUUACAGGCUAGAAUUUUAAAUUAAGAUUAAUUUUAUAUUGGGAAAUGACUGAAGCCAUUUUGUUCAAACCUUAAAGCAAACUUCAUGCAACAAUGGAAGGUGUCACAUUCAGAAUAUGUGUUCUGUUGUGAAUGACUCUCAGCUACUAUCACUUCACUUUCUAAUAAAUUGACUGAGAGUUUCAUUUAAAUCUAUUCACUGGUUCAUUAAAUGUCUUGCAUUAAAA
Austrofundulus limnaeus is the source of this 6821-nucleotide messenger RNA. It is a transcript of the gene plekhh1, whose product is annotated as pleckstrin homology domain containing, family H (with MyTH4 domain) member 1. Gene Ontology annotation, cellular component: cytoskeleton. Lineage: Eukaryota; Metazoa; Chordata; Actinopteri; Cyprinodontiformes; Rivulidae. The record is from RefSeq and is a predicted model, not a curated record.